GGUAAUCGCAAAAAUGGAUAUGCUAGAAGGCAAGAUGUUACUGGACAAGGACGGCGUUUGUCGCCCAGUCAAACAGAUUCUCAAAAACAAGAAAAUAAUCAUUUAUUUUUUUACCGCUUCUUACGUGGAGAAUUCGGAAAUCAUCGAAAAGUUGCAAGAAGUAUACAAAGAAAACGAGAAACGAGAUACGGGUAUGGUAAUCAUCUACGUAUCUUCAGAUGGUGAGGAAGAAAACUUCAAGUACGAUUUCGGUAGACAGGGACCUUGGGUAGCGAUACCAUUCAAAGAUGCCACGGCUGACGAGCUUAGGUACAAAUACGACAUAAGUUGUCUGCCUGCUCUGGUCGUGGUCAACCAAGAUGGAGAUAUAAUCACUAGGAGAGGAAAAGAAGAGCUGGAGCAACUAGCCGUGAAUGUUAUAGUAACUUGGAGCGAAUAUGUUCAACAAUAAAUGUCGUGAGCUACUGAAAUUCAUGCAAG
Messenger RNA from Cylas formicarius (sweet potato weevil), 480 nucleotides. Its product is annotated as nucleoredoxin-like protein 2. Bases 14 to 451 code for a protein of 145 amino acids. Gene Ontology annotation, biological process: photoreceptor cell maintenance; sensory perception. The record is from RefSeq and is a predicted model, not a curated record. Lineage: Eukaryota; Metazoa; Arthropoda; Insecta; Coleoptera; Brentidae. The transcript has a single exon.